CAAAUACUUUCUCUCUCUUCGCAGCUCCACUCUUCUGAUCUUCGCUCUUCACCGUCACUCUCCUACUUUAACUUCACCACCCCCGCAGACUCUCUCAUCAAUGCUCCUCUCAUCCUCUUCGUAGCUCCAACAACAACGCGUUUCUCGCCGUGAUCUCCUCGCUCGCCGCCUGGUCCCUGUCGGAUUCCUCUCUCCUCACGCUUGCGCCUGAAGCUGAGCUCGCCGCCGGCGGAUCCGGCUUCGCCUCCAGCGGAAUUCGCCCUCACGGCCAAAUGCUCGUUGUUUAACCGGCCUCAUCGCGUCCGAAUCGGCCAGUUCGGCGUUCGGAUUCUCUAGCAAUGGCGAUCUACGGUCCUGUGACUCCUGGCCAGGUUUCCUUUCUGAUCGGAAUCAUUCCGACAAUCGUGGCGUGGAUUUACUCAGAACUUCUAGAGUACAAGAGAAAUUCGGUCUCAUCCAAAGUUAGACGCUCAGAUGUCAAUUUAGUUGAAAUGGGGAAUGAUGUGGUCAAGGAUGAUGACAGAGCAGUAUUUUUGGAGGGUGGAGGUCACCAGUCAGCUUCACCCAGAUCUAGAAAUUCAUCUGCCACAUCUCCUGUUUUCAGAUUUUUGGUGAUGGACGAGUCUUUCUUGGUUGAAAAUCGAUUGACUCUUAGGGCUGUAGCGGAAUUUGGCAUACUUCUCGGAUACUUUUUCUUGUGUGACCGUACUGAUUUUUUUGGCUCAUCAAAGAAGAGUUACAAUCGGGACCUUUUCUUAUUUCUAUACUUCCUUCUCAUCAUCGUUUCAGCAAUGACAUCUUUCAAGAUGCAUAAUGAUAAGUCACCUCUUUCUGGGAAAUCUAUUCUUUAUCUGAAUAGACAUCAGACUGAGGAGUGGAAAGGUUGGAUGCAGGUAUUAUUUUUGAUGUACCAUUACUUUGCUGCCUCAGAAAUCUAUAAUGCAAUCCGCUUAUUCAUUGCCGCGUAUGUCUGGAUGACUGGAUUUGGGAACUUUUCGUAUUAUUAUGUGCGCAAAGAUUUUAGCCUUGCAAGGUUUGCCCAGAUGAUGUGGCGACUUAAUUUCUUGGUGUUAUUUUGCUGCGUUGUCCUCAACAAUAGUUACACGCUUUAUUACAUCUGCCCGAUGCACACUCUGUUCACCCUUAUGGUCUAUGGAGCACUUGGUAUUCUAAACAAAUACAAUGAAGUUGGGAUGGCAAUUGCUUUGAAAAUCAUUGCUUGCUUUUUGGUGGUUAUUCUAGUAUGGGAAGUUCCUGGAGUAUUCGAACUGGUUUGGAGCCCUUUCACAUUUCUUCUAGGUUAUUCUGAUCCAGAUCCUUCAAAAGCAAAAUAUCCUUUAUUGCAUGAGUGGCACUUCCGUUCCGGCCUUGACCGCUACAUAUGGAUAGUGGGGAUGAUCUACGCUUAUUAUCAUCCAACUGUUGAAAGGUGGAUGGAGAAGCUGGAAGAAGCAGAAUGGAAACGCAGACUCGCCAUAAAAGGAACUGUCAUAUUGACGUCGUUAACGGUGGGAUAUCUGUGGUUUGAGUAUGUAUACAAGCUGGAUAAGAAAACCUACAAUAAGUACCAUCCUUAUACCUCAUGGAUCCCAAUUACUGUCUAUAUAUCCUUGCGGAACGUUACCCAACAUCUUCGGAGUUGCACUUUGACCCUUUUUGCAUGGCUUGGGAAGAUAACCCUGGAGACCUACAUCUCACAAAUCCAUAUUUGGUUAAGGUCAGGCACUCCGGAUGGUCAACCAAAAUUGUUGCUGUCACUCAUUCCUGACUAUCCAAUGUUGAACUUCAUGCUCACUACCUCUAUAUACAUUGUGGUUUCACACCGACUCUUCAACCUUACCAAUACACUGAAAAAUGCAUUUGUGCCUAGUAAAGAUGACAAGCGUCUUUUGAACAAUAUGAUUUCUGCGGCAGUCAUCUCAAGUGUUUUAUACUCUCUAUCAUUUGUUUUCCUAAAGUUCCCUCGGAUAUGGGUAUAAGAUAUGAAUCGUAAAUUCGUUGUAUAGAACGAUUACUUAUCAAUCUUGGUGGAUGUGGGAAGUCCAAGUUUUCCAUUGGUGGUCGACACUGGUAAGCAGAGGAAACAGGUGUGACACUUGCAAAUCGAAGCAUACUAUAUCAUUUACGACGUGUAAAAAUGAUGCCCCAGAUUCGGCGUCCGUGCUUGUCAUUUGUAAUUUCAACAUUUCCAAGAUAGUAAAAGAGCAAUAGCAAGACCAUGAUAGCAAUGUUGCUUAGCGGCUCCCUCGCAGGGUCAUACCGAACACCGACAAGCAUUUGGCCCUGCCAUUUGUCUCCCUCUCGUCCCCGUUUCCGGAUGGAACUGCUUUCAGUUUCCCUUUUAUUGCCUCCAAUUACAGUGAAACUGUCUUACGAGUUAACAUCUGGGCAGGAA
Molecule: messenger RNA, 2395 nt
Organism: Rhodamnia argentea
Lineage: Eukaryota; Viridiplantae; Streptophyta; Magnoliopsida; Myrtales; Myrtaceae
Product: protein REDUCED WALL ACETYLATION 2
Exons: 17
Coding region: 339-1979 (546 amino acids)
Biological process (GO): plant-type secondary cell wall biogenesis; xylan biosynthetic process; xyloglucan metabolic process
Cellular component (GO): Golgi apparatus
Molecular function (GO): acetyltransferase activity
Source: RefSeq, a predicted model, not a curated record